CAGUUCACAUUUGUUUUGUUGUCAAUCAAAGUCUUGAACACAAGUGCUCUUAUUUAUUCAUUAUUUAUUAAUAUCCACAUACAAUUGAAAUCAGUAACCCGUUUUCUUCUGUGUUGGUGCAGAAGUGAAACGUUGACUCAUUAGUCAUGAACGAGGCAGCAGGUCGUGUGAUGAUGAGUUGGGGGCGUUUACCCUCCUGAGGAGGUUAAGAGAGGCGAAGAGGCUCAACGGGCUCAAUGUGUUCAGCCACGUCUCUCCUCCAGUAUUAAGUGCACGAUGCUUCUAAUUCUCUGUUUGCUUAUUGAAUAAUGGUUGAUUUCUUUUAUCUGCACACAAAGCCUCUAAUAACUGUGACAGAGCUCGAGUGCUUGAUGAUGACGAACUCCACGCAGGUUUCAUAUUUCACAUUAAGUGCCUACUUUGACACUGGUGUUCUCCGAUAUUUCUACUUUUUCAUCAUCCUGUCUUUAUAUGUGUUAAUAGUUUGUUCCAAUGUGCUGCUCAUUGUGGUUAUCUGCAUGAACAGAAGCUUACAUGAACCCAUGUACCUUUUCCUCUGCAGCCUGUUUGUAAAUGAGCUGUUUGGUAGUACAGGCUUGUUUCCAUUCCUUCUGGUUCAGAUCCUCUCGGACAUUCACACUGUUUCUGCUCCGCUUUGCUUCCUGCAGAUCUUCUGUAUCUAUUCCUACGUGUGUGUAGAGUUCUUGAACUUAUCCGUCAUGUCCUAUGACAGAUAUCUUGCUAUCUGUUAUCCUCUGCACUAUCAGGCGCGUAUGACCCCUCAGAAGGUCUCCGUGCUGAUUGCCCUUACCUGGUUAUUGCCCGUCCUUGCGAUCCUGGUCCUGAUCUCACUGAGUGCCCCUCUGAGGCUGUGUGACAGCGUCAUAGACAGAGUUUACUGUGGAAACUACGCAGUUGUGAAACUGGCGUGUUCUGACACCAGAGUGAACAACAUCUACGGGCUCCUGUACACCGUCGUCUCCCUCAUCCUCCCGCUUGUUCUCAUCCUCUUCUCCUACAUGAGGAUCCUGAAGGUUUGUUUCUCUGGUUGCAAACAGACCCGGCAGAAAGCCGUCGGCACCUGCUCUCCUCACCUCGCUUCCCUGCUCAACUUCUGCUUCGGCUGCUGCUUCCAGGUGCUGCUGAGCAGGUUUGAGGGCCGCGCCGUGCCCCCCGCGGGGGCUAUUGUGCUGUCGUUGUACUUCCUGACCUGUCAGCCUCUCUUCACGCCGCUGCUGUACGGCCUGAACGUGUCCCGGAUGCGCCUCGCGUGUCGGCGCCUGCUGCUCGGGGAGACGCAUGUUGGUUAGAUUCACCGUCGCAGGCAGGUUGUGACUGAUCAGCGUUUAACUUUAAUCUCUGAGUGUUAAAGACAAAUAAGAGUCCUUUCACUUUUUAAAUGUAGCUGUUGUUUGUUUAAUGUUCUGGUGUAAAAUAAGUUCAUUUAACUGCCACAGGAACACGAGCUGGAUGCAAAGAACAUCCAAAGGGUUUCACCUCUUUCUUCUCCUCAAGGGAAGUUUAGCUGAAACUGAGAAAAGUACACGAGCCGCAACGUUAGAACUUCAAACUGCAUCGUUGUAUUUUCUGUCCGUCAGCGUGUCCACAGCAUGUUCCAUGUGGGGGAGAAACAACAGAGAACAAUAAAGGUUCACUUCAGUG
Molecule: messenger RNA, 1662 nt
Organism: Gasterosteus aculeatus aculeatus (three-spined stickleback)
Lineage: Eukaryota; Metazoa; Chordata; Actinopteri; Perciformes; Gasterosteidae
Product: olfactory receptor 11A1-like
Biological process (GO): detection of chemical stimulus involved in sensory perception of smell; G protein-coupled receptor signaling pathway
Cellular component (GO): membrane
Molecular function (GO): olfactory receptor activity; odorant binding; G protein-coupled receptor activity
Source: RefSeq, a predicted model, not a curated record